Zonotrichia leucophrys gambelii is the source of this 741-nucleotide messenger RNA. RefSeq names its product EF-hand calcium-binding domain-containing protein 5-like. Lineage: Eukaryota; Metazoa; Chordata; Aves; Passeriformes; Passerellidae. The record is from RefSeq and is a predicted model, not a curated record. The transcript has 3 exons. Bases 1 to 741 code for a protein of 246 amino acids.
AUGGCUGCUCAGCCAGAAGAAUCAGCCCAGUCUGCAGAUCUACAAAAUCCUGAACUUGGACAUAAGGAUGGGACUGCAACAGAGAUGCAAAGCAAUCAGGGGGGUCAUGAACUGCCACAUCCUCAUCACUACAUUUCCUGGAAAGAGUGUUUUCAUGAAAAGGUACAGCAGAGGUGUCUGAGUCUGCAGGAGACACAGAUGAGAUUGGUUCAAGCACAAAAGGCAGAAGAGGCAAAGGUGAGGAGGAGAGAACCUGGGGACAGCCUGGCCAGAGAUUGGUACAAUGAGGAGGAGAAGACACUCGACACUCGCCUCUAUUUGCUCGACAACCUCCUCCCUACAUUAAUCCCAGGAGCAGAAAACUUGUUAAUGGCAGUGGAAAGAAACCAUGUGCUUGUAUCAGACCAAGACCCAAGCAGAUUUAAGCCCACUAAUUAUCUUGCAGAAUACCUGAUGAGGCACAACCCUCAGUACAGUGCUCCUACAAAACCAGGCCCAUACCUGAGAGAAAUGGAGGCGGUCUCGGAGGAGCUCAAAUCUUUGAGGCAAGGUACAACAUCACAGAGGCUGGUCCAGAUGAGGGCUGAGGCAAAGAAGAUGUAUGAGGAAAGGGAGGAGGUGGAAAGACAGAAGGCUGAGGAGACAGCAAGGAGAAAGGAGGUGUUGGCAGCUCUGUUGAAGGAGUGGACAGUGGAUGCCCAUGAAAGAAUCCCAGGAGCCCUGAUGAUGAUAAUUGAAUAG